Molecule: messenger RNA, 1404 nt
Organism: Penicillium bovifimosum
Lineage: Eukaryota; Fungi; Ascomycota; Eurotiomycetes; Eurotiales; Aspergillaceae
Product: RUS1 family protein
Exons: 6
Coding region: 1-1404 (467 amino acids)
Source: RefSeq, a predicted model, not a curated record
AUGCCCUCUAAUAUUACUGACGCGAACAGGGUCGCCUUUCGCGAGACUGACGAGGCUGGGAAUCCCACGGCAACUUAUGUCUUUUCCCCUCGUUCGAAGACAUCCCCUGCGCGAGUAGACAAGAUAGAACCUUCUCCAUCUAUCUCAUCAUGGUCAACAAAGCCUCUCAUCAGCUCGCUGAGUGAUAUUUUCCUUCCUUCAGGAUAUCCACAGAGUGACUCCCUCCAAGCCUUCUGCAGCUCAAUCGCCGGCCUACUCUCCUCCAGGGCAGUUCUCCAAGGAGUUGGUGUCGGCAACGCCAACGCCUCUCCAACCUCCGCACUACUCCUCCAUAUCUUGCAAGACAUUUCAGGCCGUCUCGCAACAAUCCUCUUCGCCCACCGCGUCGGCACAGCUCUCGAGCCAGAAUGCAAAACUUACCGACUGGCAGCAGACGUCUUCAACGACAUCGCCAUGAUCCUCGACUGUCUCUCGCCAGGCGUCCCCGCGGGACCGAUGCGAGUGACUAUUCUCAGCACGGCGGGUGUCCUGAGAGCUCUCUGCGGUGUUGCAGGGGGUAGUUCGAAGGCGAGCUUGAGCGCCCAUUUUGCACGCUCGGGGAAUUUGGCGGAGCUUAAUGCCAAAGACUCAUCCCAAGAGACUAUCAUCUCGCUUUUCGGCAUGCUUGUCGGAUCAGUAGUAAUUUCCCACGUAACCAACUUCACCACAACCUGGCUCAUCCUCCUAACCCUCCUAGCACUGCAUCUAAGCACGAACUACUUCGCCGUCCGCGCAGUCCAAAUGACAAGUCUAAACCGACAGCGCGCAAACAUCACAUUCUCAACACUAUUCUCCUCAGACGAACAUCUAAAUUCGUAUCUAACCUCCGACCAAAGCGAAGCCACAGCCACCAACACAAAGAACCCAACGAUCCUCACCCCAGAACAAGUCUCCAAACAAGAACACAUCUUCCACCGCGACGGCGCUUUACAAUGGACACAACCCUCAUCCUCGAGAACCCACCAUCUCGGCUCCGCACAGAUAGGCGUGUCGAUGUCUACUUUCCUGCACGAAUCCAGUACUCACUUCGAGGCCCUCGUGUCUCUCUUCACGGACGAAGAGUACAUACUCCAUCUCUCACCGUCAACCCCAGUUUCCUGUCAUAAGUGGAACGCCGUCAUUCUGCUGAAACGAGGCUGCUCCGUACCCAGCCAGCUAAAAGCAUGGGCUCAUGCCUUGCUAGCUGCGCGAAUCCUGAGUCUGCAAGACAGACCUGCAGAGGCUUUACCGUCCAUUCAACAGAGUCUGCGUCUUCUUACCGCCGGGUCCCGCUUCGAGGGGUAUCUAGUUGGACUGCGGGGUGCAGGAUGGAAUCUUGAUAUCGCGGCGUUGGAGACGAGGGGUGGUAGGAGAAUCCAUAGCUAG